CUUCACCAGAGAAUUGAGACACGGUACAAUGCGGCUUUCUCUCCCUUUCCUCACUUCCUCUGCCAUCCUAUCCGGCGUUGCAAGCGCUGGUUGGCGGGAGGAGUGCAACUUCGGCGGCAACGCCCAGUUCAACAUCAUCCACGCUAGGCCCUACCUCAGCACUCUAUGUCCUUCUUCUUCAGGCCGCCAGAUCUGCACCAUGCUCGACCUCAGCUACUGCAUCAUGAACUCACUCGGCCAUCUGACCGCUACGAUCAAUGGACACUUUGAGCGAAGCUGCGAGAAUUGCCACCUCACCGGCCGCAAUAACACGGUUCUUUCUUGCAGUUGCCGCAUGUUCGGCAAGAACGCACCGUUUCAGAACGCCGAGAUCGACCUAGAGGACAUCAUUGAGAACAGAGAUGGCCGACUAGCUUGCUGGGAUAGCAAGCCUCAUACAUGCCCAGGUUUCAUCUGAGCUUCGCUCUAUCAUGUUGAGGGUUCGAGAGUUGGAAUUGCAGAUUUAAACAAUUGAAAUGAUACAAGGUUGCAGGCUCUAGAAGAGUAGUGCUUGUUAUCUCGCUCGCAUAGUCAAUGAGGCCGAACACCGAAAAAGGCGACUUUGCAAUCAGAAAUAUGCUGGUUCUAGACCAUGCCGAAUUAAUAUUCAUCCACAAUACACGUAAACUUUUACACUGCGCGCAUGGUGUUCCCGAUACACACUUUGCAGUAUGAGGUCAUACUGAA
This is a messenger RNA of Xylaria bambusicola, 726 nucleotides long. RefSeq names its product Cyanovirin-N. The transcript has 4 exons. The coding region runs from base 29 to 457 and encodes 142 amino acids. NCBI's taxonomy places the organism in Eukaryota, Fungi, Ascomycota, Sordariomycetes, Xylariales, Xylariaceae. The record is from RefSeq and is a predicted model, not a curated record.